Molecule: messenger RNA, 7457 nt
Organism: Labrus bergylta (ballan wrasse)
Lineage: Eukaryota; Metazoa; Chordata; Actinopteri; Labriformes; Labridae
Gene: sdk2a
Product: sidekick cell adhesion molecule 2a
Biological process (GO): cell-cell adhesion
Molecular function (GO): protein binding
Source: RefSeq, a predicted model, not a curated record
UCUUCCCGGGAGUGUUUGGCCACUGAGCAACAUGUUCCCAGCGCGGAGACCGGGAAGGCGCACCGGGGGCUCGGCGGUGGCGCCGCGGACCAUGGUUACAUCUGGACGGACCGGACAGGUCGGACAGGUGUGGGUCUCCUGUUGGAUUCUGCUUUGUGCUACUUGUAUCCUCAGCGCUCAGGCUCAAGAUGAUGUCCCACCUUAUUUCAAGAUGGAGCCUCCUCAAACCCAGGUUCAUCUGGAGGGAAACCGCCUGGUCCUCACCUGCAUGGCAGAGGGCAGCUGGCCGCUGGAAUUCAAAUGGAUCUACAAUGGGACCGAGCUGACACGCUUCUCCCUGGAGUACAGGUACUUGAUCCCGACGCUGGACCGAGCGAAUGCUGGCCACUACCGCUGCAUUGUGAGGAAUCGAGUGGGUGCUAUAAUGCAGUGCAGCACUGAAGUGCAGGUCGCCUACAUGGGUGGUUUCGUGGAGGGCGAAAGGUCUCAAACUGUAUCCCAGGGUGACGGUGCUCUCCUCCACUCUCCGCGGAUACACAGCUUCCCCAGGCCACAAAUCACGUGGUUCAGAGACGGACGUAAGAUUCCCUCCAGCAGCCGUAUUGCCAUCACGCUGGACAACACGCUGGUCAUCCUGUCCACCGUGGCCCCUGAUGCGGGACGUUACUACGCCCAGGCGGUCAACGACAAGAACGGGGAGAACAAAACCAGUCAGCCUGUCGUACUCACAGUGGAGAAUGUGGGAGGACCUGCGGACCCCAUCGCCCCGUCUAUCAUCAUCCCCCCCAAGAACACAAGCGUAACAAUGGGCAGGAACGAGGCGAUCAUGGAGUGCGUUGCAAAUGCAAGGCCCCUUGUCAAGAUGAAUAUUACUUGGAGGAAAGACGGCGCAGUGGUCAAUACAGGGAUCCGAGAUUUCGGCCGUAGGUUGGUGAUCAGUUUGCCUGCGGUCAGUGACAGCGGCUACUACGAGUGCGAGGCUUCUCUCCGCAGCAGCAGCGUCCCCUCAGUCACUGCCGGGGCUUUUCUGCAUGUUCUUGAGUAUCCUCUGUUUGUCAAAGAGCCGCCGAGUCACAUCAGCGCAGAGAUGGAGAAGGUUGUGGAUAUCCCCUGUCAGGCGAGAGGCACACCGCAGCCAGACAUAGUGUGGUACAAAGAUGCCGUGCCCAUCAGCCCGGUGAAGAUCCCCAGGUACAGGGUGUUGGUAGGAGGCAGUCUGCAGAUCAACGGCCUCCUGCCGGAUGACACAGGGAUGUUUCAGUGCUUUGCCCGUAAUCUCGCAGGGGAGAUCCAGACAAACACCUACCUUGCUGUUACUAGUAUCGCUCCAAACAUCACCGCUGGCCCCUCUGACAGCGCCGUGAUUGACAGCAUGUCAGUCAUCCUGCAUUGUGAGACCUCAGGAGCCCCAAGGCCAGCCAUCACCUGGCAGAAAGGUGAGCGUGUCUUGGCCAGCGGCUCGGUCCAGCUGCCCAGGUUUACCCUGUUGGAGUCGGGCAGCUUGCUAAUCAGCCCCUCCCACCUUUCCGACGCCGGUACCUACACCUGCAUGGCCAGUAACUCCAGGGGCAUCGACGAGGCUUCCUCCGUGGUUGUCUGGGCACGAACCCGCAUCACUAAACCCCCGCAGGACCAAAGUGUCAUCAAAGGGACCAAGGCUGUUAUGACCUGCGGCGUGACCCACGAUCCUAGUGUGACUAUCAGGUAUGUGUGGGAGAAAAGCAGCUCGGUGAUCGACGUGAACAGCUCGCCCCGCCUGCGGCUGGAUCCCGACGGGACCUUACACAUCUCCCAAACGUGGUCGGGUGACAUCGGAACAUACACCUGCAGGGUGACCUCAGUCGGCGGCAAUGUCCGUAGCGCCCACCUCAGAGUCAGGCAGCUGCCACAUGCUCCAGAAAACCCAAUAGCAGUUCUGAGCACCACAGAGAAGAGGGCCAUCAACCUUACAUGGGCCCAGGCUUUUGACGGUAACAGCCCCCUGAUCCGCUACAUCCUGGAGGUCUCAGAAAACAAUGCCCCUUGGACGGUGCUGCUGGCCAAUAUUGAACCGGAGUCCACCGGGGUGACUGUCGGUGGCCUGAUCCCAGCACGCUCGUACCAGUUCCGGCUGUGUGCCAUCAACGACGUGGGCAGAGGCCAGUUCAGCAAAGAAACUGACCGACUGACUCUCCCCGAAGAGCCCCCCAGCGCCCCCCCUCAGACAGUCAUUGCGAGUGGCCGCACCAAUCAGUCCAUCAUGAUCCAGUGGCAGCCACCCCUGGAGAGCCAUCAGAAUGGUCCGCUCCAAGGCUACAUCAUCAGGUACUGUCUGUCGGGGCUUCCUGUUGAUUGUCAGAUGAAAAACAUCACCAACCCGGACCAGACCAGCCUACUCCUGGAGGACCUCAUCAUCUGGACCAACUACGAGAUCGAGGUGGCAGCUUACAACGGAGCAGGCCGGGGCACCUACAGCCAUAAAGUCACCGAAUGGACACUGCAGGGAGUGCCCACUGUGCCACCAGGAAAUGUACAAGUCGAGGCUGUCAACUCCACCACGGUGCGAUUUACCUGGAGUGCCCCGAGUCCUCAGUUUAUCAAUGGAAUCAACCAGGGAUACAAGCUUUUGGCGUGGGAACCUGGAAGAGCAAAUGAUGUCACCGUGGUAACAGUGCGUCCCAACUUCCAGGACAGUGUCCACGUGGGCUACGUCUCCGGCCUGAAAAGGUUCACAGAAUACUACACGUCAGUGCUGUGCUUCACCACCCCUGGAGACGGCCCACGCAGCCCGCCGCAGCGCUCGCGCACCCAUGAGGAUACCCCUGGUGCUGUGGGACACCUCAGCUUCACUGACAUCUUGGACACCUCACUAAAAGUCAGCUGGAAGGAGCCGCAGGAGAAAAACGGCGUUCUCACAGGCUAUCGGAUCUCCUGGGAGGAGUUCAACAGGACCAAUACUCGAGUGACCCAUUAUUUACCCAACUUAACUCAGGAGUACAAGGUGACAGGGCUCACUGCCUUGACCACUUACACCAUCCAGGUGGCAGCCAUGACCGCAAAGGGCCAGGGCCUGCUCUCCGCAUCCACCAUCUCCUCGGGUGUACCACCAGAGCUGCCUGGUCCUCCGACUAAUUUAGCUAUCUCCAACAUCGGCCCUCGCUCAGUCACACUGCAGUUCAAACCAGGUUAUGAUGGCAAAACAUCCAUUUCCCUAUGGCUGGUUGAAGCGCAGAUUGGUAUAAUCGGAGAGAAUGAAGAGUGGCUGAUGGUUCACCAGAUGACUAAUGAACCUGAUGCUAGAUCACUGGAGGUGCUGGACUUGAACCCAUAUACUUUCUACAGGUUUCGAAUGCGUCAGGUAAACAUUGUGGGCACCAGUCCGCCAAGCCAGCCCUCCAGGAAGAUCGAGACCCUGCAGGCCCCUCCAGACAUCUCCCCGGCUAAUGUCACGCUGCGCACAGCCAGUGAGACCAGCCUGUGGCUGCGCUGGGUGCCUCUUCCAGAGUGGGAGUACAAUGGGAAUCCAGACCUGGUUGGCUACCGGGUGCAGUAUUCCAAAGCUGGGACGAAAGGCGGAGUUCUUUCCCAUGUCAUCAUGGAUCGGUUGGAGAGGGAGUUCACCAUUGAGGACCUGGAGGAGUGGACCGAGUAUGAGGUCAGAGUUCAGGCCAUCAAUGGUAUCGGAUCCGGGCCCCGGAGCCAGCCGGUGCACGGCAGGACGAGGGAGUCAGUGCCCUCCAGUGGUCCCGCCAACGUAUCCGCCUUCGCCACCACCUCCAGCAGCAUUCAGGUGCGGUGGGGGGAAGUCCCAGAGACGGACCGAAACGGACUUAUCCUGGGGUACAAGGUGGUGUAUAAGGAGAAAGACUCGGAUACGGCCCCCAACUUCUGGGAGGUUGAGGGAAACACGAGCCACAGCGUCCAGCUGAACGGUCUGGGCAAGUACGUCCUGUUCGAGAUCCAGGUCCUCGCCUUCACGCGGAUAGGAGACGGAAGGAGCAGCACACCUUCCAUUUUAGAGAGGACCCUGGAUGAUGUACCCGGCCCACCAGUUGGCAUCCUCUUCCCAGAAGUCAGGACCACCUCAGUCAGACUCAUCUGGCAGCCUCCUGCACAGCCCAACGGCAUCAUCCUGGCCUAUCAGAUCACAUUCAGGAAGAAUUCUUCAAACAGCAACGCCGCCACCGUCGACGUGCUGAGCCCCAGCGCGCGUCAGUACACAGCGACUGGACUGAAGCCAGAAAUGGUUUAUGUGUUCCGCCUCACUGCUCAAACACGGAAGGGUUGGGGGGAGGCUGCGGAGGCUUUGGUGGUCACAACAGAAAAAAGAGCCCGACCCCAACCCACGAGCCGCCCCGUGGUGCCUCAAGAGGAAGUCCAGGCCCGCAGAGUGCUGUUGUCAUGGGAACCAGGCAGCGACGGCCUCUCCCCGGUUCGUUACUACACAGUCCAGUACAGAGAGCUGCCAGACAGCAACUGGACCGUCCACUCUGCUUCAGUCAGCCAUGAGACACACUCGUACAUCGUGGACAGGUUAAAGCCUUUCACUUCUUACCAGUUCCGUAUAAAAGCCACCAAUGACAUUGGAGACAGUGAAUACAGCCAAGAGAGCGAGGCCAUCACUACCCUGCAGGAUGCGCCGGACAAACCCCCCACGAUCCUGUCCGUCACACCUCACACCACCACAUCUGUACUGGUUCGCUGGCAGCCUCCUGCUGAGGAUCACAUCAAUGGAGUCCUGUUGGGGUUCAGGGUCCGGUUCCGGGAGUUACACUACGACAGGCUACGCAGCUUCACAGUGCGCACGGUUAACAGCCCCUCUAACAACUGGGCUGAUCUCACAGCUCCGUACAGCAUCAGGAACCUGAGUGAAUCCUCUCUCACCCAAUAUGAACUGGAUAAUUUGAGUAAACACAAACGCUACGAGAUCCGUCUCAGUGUGUACAACGCUGUGGGAGAGGGUCCCAGCAGUGCACCACAGGAAGUGUUUGUUGGAGAGGCGGUCCCAACAUCCCCUCCCCAGAGUGUGAUGAUCCAGUCCUCCACAGCCACACAGCUGGAUGUCAUGUGGGAUCCUCCUCCUCUGGAUGCUCAGAAUGGGGACAUACAGGGAUACAAGAUCUAUUUCUGGGAGUUUCAGCUCCAGAAUGAGACGGAGCGUCUGCGUACUCUGUUCCUGCCCGAGCUGGGCGUGAAGCUCAAAAACCUGACCGGCUACACCACCUACAUGAUCAGUGUGGCCGCCUUCAAUGCUGCAGGGGAUGGACCCCGCUCCCUGCCCACCAGAGGGCGCACUCAGCAAGCUGCGCCGAGCGCUCCCAGCUUCAUCCAUUUCAGCGAGUUGACCACCACUUCGGUCAACGUGUCCUGGGGAGAGCCCAAGCAGGCCAACGGUAUCAUCGACGGUUACCGCCUGGUUUAUGAGCCCUGCACGCCAGUAGAUGGUGUCAGUAAGAUAGUGACAGUAGAUGUGAAGGGAAGUGCCCCCCUGUGGAUGAAGAUCAAAGAUCUGGCUGAUGGCGUCACCUACAGCUUCCGAAUCCGGGCCAAAACGCUCACAUAUGGCCCGGAGGUGGAGGCGAACAUCACUACUGGGCCUGGAGAAGGAGCACCUGGCCCUCCUGGGGAACCCUUCAUUUCUCGGUAUGGCUCUGCCCUCACACUGCACUGGACGAGCGGCGAUCAAGGCCGUGCACCCAUCACAAGAUACGUCAUAGAGGCCAGACCCUCCGAUGAAGGAUUGUGGGACAUCCUCAUCAAAGACAUUCCCAAAGAAGUGACAUCCUACACGCUCAAUCUGGAAAUGCUACGAGAAGGCGUCACCUAUGACUUUCGAGUCAUUGCAGUCAACGACUAUGGCUAUGGGUCACCCAGCGCCCCCUCCCCUUCUAUAUCAGCCCAGAAAGUGUCUCCGUUCUAUGAGGAGUGGUGGUUCCUGGUCGUGAUAGCUCUGGUCGGCCUCAUCUUCAUUCUCCUCCUUGUUUUCAUCCUCAUCAUCCGAGGCCAGAGCAAGAAAUACACCAAAAAGGCCGAUUCAGGCAACCACUCCAACUGCACAGCUCUGCCUCUGACCCACGGAGAGAUGGUGCGUCUGGACGAGGGACGUUUCCCGGCACUGGAACUGAACAACAGACGCCUCUCCGUGAAGAACUCCUUCUGCCGCAAGAACGGCAUCUACACACGGUCCCCACCAAGACCAAGUCCCGGAAGUCUGCACUACUCUGAUGAGGAUGUCAGCACUAAGUACAACGACCUGAUCCCAGCAGAGAGCAGCAGCCUGACCGAGAAACCCUCGGAGAUAUCCGACUCUCAGGGUAGCGACAGCGAAUACGAGAUGGAUCAGAGCCGACAGAAGACCCACUCCUUCGUCAAUCACUACAUCAGCGACCCCACUUACUACAACUCCUGGCGGCGGCAGCAGAAGGGCGUCUCCCGCCCGCCGGCGUACGGCUACGCCCAGCCCGAGCCUUUGGUCGAACAGGAGUCACGGCAGCACCCGCCUCCCGUACCCCCUCUGCCCCCUCUGCCCCCCUCUCCUCCCCAGAGCGCCCCGACCCCGCAGCCCCAGUGCCAGGGCCAGGGCACUCUGUUUAGGUCAAAGGGAAGCCGGACUCCCACCCCCUCCCUGCUGUCCUCUGACCCCCCCAGCCAGCAUGGCACCCUGUACCGGCCCCCCAGCAGCAUGGGCUGUGCCACACAGGCACCUACCGCUGGCUUCUCCUCUUUUGUUUGACACACAGCUCUCCUUCCAAUAACAACACUGAGGACGAGUCUUUGAGUUGGGUGUUGUUGGUUUCUUUGUUUGUUGCUCUUUGUUGAUUUUUCUUCUUUUGUUUUUCUGUCUGUCUCACUGACAGAGUUGUUGCUCAUUAUUAAGCAUUGCAGGCAUCUUGAAUAGCGUUUUCUCCUCUGUGAAGAGUGAGUGUGUAUGACUGUGUGUUGGCGCGAAUGGUUGGUUGAGUCAUGUGAAAUGUAUUUCAUCGAAAAAGACAAUCAUUCGAAAGUUUUAUGCGUUGCUUGAGUACAUUCCUUUGAAGGUAUGUAAACAAGGGAGAACCUGAGGUUCUGAAAAAAGAAAACCUUGUUUUAAAAAAAAAACACUGUAUUAUUGUUUCACGAGAGCUUUACGGAAGAAAAAAAAACAACCACAUUAGAGUACGGACCACUUGGCUUGCUGAGACUGAACAAUGGAAACCCAAACUCUGAUGUGACGUUUGAACUACAAAGGACAAAGUGAAAAGUGAGAAACAGACUCUGAAACGGAGAGCGGCACCAUGAGGUCAACGAAGCCCUCGGCUGCCUUUGAGUUUUUUCACUCUUGCCUAAUCAUUGAUGGAACUGCAUUCUGUGUUUACUAUAUGUACUCGUCUCAUAUUGUUUACCACAGAUAUUUAUAUCAAUCGGCUUCGAGCUCAACAUUUUCAAAAACAUCGCUAGUGACAAUGUUAUGAAUCACAUUAAAGCAUUGUGGCACCUUU